Hirundo rustica (Barn swallow) is the source of this 1877-nucleotide messenger RNA. It is a transcript of the gene SRFBP1, whose product is annotated as serum response factor binding protein 1. The record is from RefSeq and is a predicted model, not a curated record. The coding region runs from base 76 to 1377 and encodes 433 amino acids. Gene Ontology annotation, biological process: maturation of SSU-rRNA. The transcript is spliced from 8 exons. NCBI's taxonomy places the organism in Eukaryota, Metazoa, Chordata, Aves, Passeriformes, Hirundinidae. Gene Ontology annotation, cellular component: 90S preribosome; nucleus.
GUUCGUGCGGCGGCGUGGGAAGCGUUCGGAGCGGCCCGGGCGCGGUGGGGUUUUGCGGGGCUUUGCGGCGGCGCCAUGGCUCCCGUGCUGAACCUCAACAACGAGGUUGUGAAGAUGAGAAAAGAUGUGAAGAAGGCCAGAGUCCUCACUAUUCGGAGACUAACCAGACACAUCGGGAAAUUAAAAUUGAAAAAGGGCUCAGAAGACUUGAAAUUAAAGAACCAAAAACGAGUUGAGAGAUUAAUAGAAGAAAUCCAUGCUAUGAAGGAAAUAAAACCAGAUGAAGUUACCAGACUUGCUCUUAGGACAGAAGUUAAUUUUGAAAGUGUCUGCAAAAAGCCAAACUGUACGGCAGCUGAGCGUGCCGUGGCAAGACUUGCAACACACCCCACCUUAAAGCCCAGAUUUGUUGAACUUAAAGCUGCUGUUAAAGCUUUUAAGGAUGCAAGAAAGAACCCAGACAAAGCUACUCCUGUGAAAAAGGAUCGGUCAGAAGAACAGUCUCAACAUUCCAAUAGCAACUUGGAUGACCAAGCUUCUAAACAGCCUCAAAAACAGCAAGGAUGUGAACAUAAAACAAAAUCAGGCAUGAAAAUAGAAACUGACAAGGUUGAAGAGCUCUGUCAGAGUGAAUCUGAGCAGAAAACUGUGAAAAUGGAGAGAGCAUAUGUUCCAGAAAAACCUUCAUUUCAGGCAGUAGAAAUGCAAACAGUUGCUCAAAACAAAACAGGAAAGAAACAUGACUAUCAAAAAAGGAAAGAAAAUAUGAGUAUGAAUAAAUUAAGUGCAGUAAAAGAAAUAAUUGAUGAUAGUGACCAAGAGCAUCCCAAUGAAAAGGAAUACUUUGAUGAUAGUACUGAAGAGAGGUUUUAUAAUGAGUCAUCAGAUUCUGACAGUGACAGCAAUGAUGAUUUCUUCAUUGGCAAAGUAAAAAAAAAGAAAAAAGUAGCAGCCAUUAAUAAUGUUUCUUCAAUGAAAGGGAAAGGUAGUGUUCAGAAAAAUGUAAUGAAGACAGAAAAGAGCACAGUAUCUGGGACAGCACAAAAUUUGGUCAUGGAAGAGAGAAAGCCACUUGCAAAAGCCAGCAAGCUGGAGUCAGUGUUCUGCGGUUCUCUGUCUACCACCAAUCAGAAAUCUCAGAACAGAAGAAAUACUAAAGAUCAGCCUCUCAAAAAUGACAGAACAGGUUUUCUUAAAAAUGAAAAAAAGCUUAAGAUGAAUCCAUUUGCAGAAACUUCAGGGGGUGUUAAAUGCAACAAUAAGAAAGCAUGUUUGGAGCAGCCUCUUCAUCCUUCAUGGGAAGCGAGCAGGAGACGCAGAGAGCAAAUGUCUCAAAUUACAGCAUUCCAGGGGAAAAAGAUUAAAUUUGAUGACUAGACUAUAUGUAAAUGGAGAUUCAAAGUUUUUGCAACUACUGUUUGAACAUCUUUGUUAUAUUGUCCAUAUCCUUUGCAACUAUUAUUUACCAUCUUAGAAUAUCAAGAUUUUUUUCAUUCACUUUGUGUGCUGUCUGUUGAUUAAUGUAAUUGCCAUUUGGUGUUGGUUCUUAAGUCCCAUUACGUAGGGCCACCAUUCAUGAAAUAUACCCUAACGUGAAUAAAGGGGUUUUAGGAACAUAAUUUGUGCCCUGUAGGAGUUGUACAGAUUCUUUGGAGGGGGGAUUGGAAGGAGUUUUUUAUAUGUAAAAAAAUGUUCUUUAUAUGAGAAUUUAGUUGUCAUAAGAAAGGUUCUGUAUUGUCACAUCUCAACUGAGACAAAGUAAAAGAUUCUUAAACUUGAAGAGACUUCCUAAAUUCAUCAGUGUAUUGGAUAGCUGGAAAGGUCAAUCAGUUGUAAGCAUAAUAUGUAAAUUUCUGGAGAGAAUAAAAUAUUACGCU